AUGGAUACCACUGGUCUCGGGAACGACCCGGGCGGAGAAAUUGGCAGUGCGAGUGCUAUGGAAAAGGACGACAUCAAUAUCACGGUCGCGGUGAGGUGCAGGGGCCGCAAUAAGAGGGAGAUUGAGGCGAAGAGCCCCAUAGUGGUGACAGUCCCGGAUGUCACUACGACACCAGAGGUAUCGAUAAAUACGAGUGGCGGGUCCGGUAUUGAGGCGCAACUGCAAGCGAAAACUUACACCGUUGAUAAAGUUUACGGGCCAGACUCCUCGCAGAAAUUGGUGUUUGAAGAUUGCGCUGAACCACUGUUUCACGACUUUAUGAGAGGGUAUAACUGUACCAUGUUAGUGUACGGUAUGACGUCCACUGGGAAAACUUAUACAAUGACUGGUGAUGUGGAGAUGGGAGCAGAGGGCGAUGUCAAUGGACAAGCCGGUAUCGCGCCCAGGAUACUGGUGAAACUAUUCGAAUGCCUUCAGGACGAUUACGUGGUUAAAUGUUCGUUUGUGGAAUUGUACAAUGAGGACCUAAGAGAUUUAUUGUCGGAGGGUCAGGAUGAUUUCUCGAACGGGACGGAAAACAGCAGUAAGCAACCCGAAUCUUUGAACGCUUCCAAGAAAUUAAGAAUAUUUGACUCUAAUAACAGCAGAUCAAAUUCCCCCGUGACAAACACGAAUAAUCCAACGCAUAAAGCUAGGUCAGAUUACUUAAAGAAGAAAUUGAAAUCAAAUAGAAAGAAAAGCCUGGAUGAUAUGUCCCUCAACGCGAAUGCAGGUGGUAAAACGCAUGUACCACCAACACAGACAGGGAUAUACAUCCAGAAUUUGAAAGAUUUCCAUAUAUCCACGGCGAAGGAAGGUUUACAGCUGUUGCAGAGAGGUCUUCAGAGAAGACAGGUAGCUACCACAAAGUUAAACGAUGUCUCAAGUAGAUCGCACACUAUUUUCACUAUUACUCUGUACAAGAAAUUCAAGGACGAUUUGUACAGGUUAUCGAAGAUAAACCUAGUGGAUUUAGCUGGUUCUGAGAAUGUCAAUAAAGCCGGUGCCUUGAAUCUCAGGGCAAAAGAAAGUGGAUCCAUCAACCAAUCCCUGCUGACGCUUGGAAGAGUCAUCAAUUCUUUGGCUGAUAAAAGUGCUCAUAUUCCUUUCAGAGAGUCAAAGUUAACUCGACUCUUACAAGAUUCCUUGGGUGGGAAUACCAAAACAGUACUUAUUGCUACUAUAUCACCCGCAAAAAUUGCAGCAGAGGAGACCUGUAGUACUUUAGAGUACGCAUCUAAGGCAAAGAACAUCAAAAACAAACCACAAUUAGGAUCCUUCAUUAUCAAAGACAUUCUACUGAAAGACGUCUCUCAGGAACUCAUAAAGAUGCGGGCAGAUUUGUGGUGCACGAAAAGCAAAGAGGGUAUAUACGUUUCACAAAAGAAUUACAAAGAGAUGGUCGAUGAUCUGGAUAACUUCAAAACUGAACUAACUGAACUCAAAAGGACCAAUGACUCCCUGGUGCAGGAAAACGAACUACUGGGAAAGGAAAAGAAAAGCGGCGCCGAAAGGGCAGAUUCGUUGAAGUCAGAAUUGGACAAUUUACGCUCACAGCUCAAAUCAGUUACAAAUAAACUCGCCCAGACAAAUACCCAGAAUACCAAAUUAUCAGAGCAAGUAACUGAUAUGAAUCGUAUACAGACAGAACUAAAGUCUUUGAUUGAAGUGUAUCAACAGAAGCACGAAACUAGUAAACACAAAUUCCAGCGUUUACUGAAAGAUGAACUGGCUACCCUAACGGCAAAAAUACUGAGUCAAUGGGACACACUGAAGAAUGUUAACUCUGGGAACUACCAAAUUCACACACACAUAGAUAGCAUACGUGGAGAAGUUAUGAACCUGUUAGAGACAACAAAAGAAAACGCGGAAACACUAUACAAGUCCUGUAUUGAUGACCUAUUGAAGGAGACGCCGAAAAUUUUCCAGCUCAUAAGCGAUAACGUUGGAGAUAUAAGAGGUAUGACCGAGGAACACUACACAGAAAUGGCACGAAAUUUUUCGGAUUUGAGUGAAGAAUUUAACACUUUCAAACAAUACUUGGAUGGUCAAUUCUUUCAAAAUAAUCAUAUUGAAAUGAUUCAAACACACCAAGACAUUGUUGCUAGUAACAUGCAAAAAAUGUCCGAUGAUUUGUUACAAAGUGUUCAAAACAGUAUUCAGAAUUACUUGAGUACUAAUGCACAGAUGGUGACCAACUCGAUAAAUGAUGUCGCAAUGGAUGUCAUAAAUAAGGAGAUGGAUCUUUUUGCACCUAAGAAAAGUAAAUGGGAAGAGUCUAUAGACUUGAUCAACCAGUCUGAUUCGUUGAGUAACAAGUUCAGGAAUAAUAUGACAAAGUCUGUUGAUGAUAUUGCAAGUGUUAUCCGGAACUCCAACGAAUCGAUGGAUCGGUCGAUCUCCACAAUCAAAAAACAUAUCAUUGAAAAUGAUAUAAAUUCACAGGAGCAAAUCAACUCAAAUGAACUACUGACCAACAGCUUUAAAGCUAUACAGGAAAAGAGCAACAAUAUAUUGCAUUUGGUCACAGGCGACCUGACGGUCACUGCACAGGAAUCGAUGGAUGGAAUACAAAACUUAGACAGAUCAAUAAGGACAUUAAUACACGGCGACCAAUAUAUUCACAGCACCAAGGGCGUUCACAUUCCACCGCAAAAUAGAGGACCUGAGCUACAUUCAACACUGAUACCAUUGAAGCCAUCUUCCUCUAAUUUGAACAGACUGUCUGACAGCACCAAAUCAAGUCCGAGAAAGAGAUCGCAAGGGUCUGAAGACGAAACACAUGCAUCGAAGAUUCCUAAAUUAACCCAAUAA
Messenger RNA from Huiozyma naganishii CBS 8797, 2853 nucleotides. RefSeq names its product kinesin motor protein CIN8 (gene CIN8). Lineage: Eukaryota; Fungi; Ascomycota; Saccharomycetes; Saccharomycetales; Saccharomycetaceae. Gene Ontology annotation, molecular function: minus-end-directed microtubule motor activity; plus-end-directed microtubule motor activity; microtubule binding. The coding region runs from base 1 to 2853 and encodes 950 amino acids. The transcript has a single exon. Gene Ontology annotation, biological process: mitotic spindle assembly; microtubule-based movement. The record is from RefSeq and is a predicted model, not a curated record. Gene Ontology annotation, cellular component: spindle microtubule; nucleus.